Messenger RNA from Xyrichtys novacula (pearly razorfish), 483 nucleotides. The record is from the annotation of a GenBank genome assembly. Lineage: Eukaryota; Metazoa; Chordata; Actinopteri; Labriformes; Labridae.
AUGAUGAAGGGCAGAUAUGUAGGCAGGAUCCCCUCUGCAGAGCGGUGGAAAGCACUGCAGCUGCACUUCACAUGCACAUGCAUAUUAGGAAAAAGCAAGAGGAGAGAGAGAGAAAGAGAGAGAGAGAGAGGAAGAGGAAUGGGCGGGGUGAAGCGGGAGGUGGGGCUUUUGGGGGUAACAAACGCCCCCUCUGAUACUUUAAUAUUCAAGCAGCUUCAACCCAGAGGCUGGCAGGCAUCAGCACGGAGACAAGUUGACGGCGACAAGACGCAGUUCAUUCAUUUUUACACCAGCAGGCAUGCUUCAUGGAGCCACAAACACUCCUCCCACCCCGUGGACACAGAGUUGUGUCACUUUUCUCGGUGUGUUUCUGAACUUUUCACCGUUACACCGCUAUGGACCCGCUAUGGACGGACACCGGCGCUCCGGUACGGCAUGCAAAUACGUACUCUGACGUCGGCGAUCAUGUGGCUUUUGGCGUAG